Messenger RNA from Helicoverpa zea (corn earworm), 1523 nucleotides. RefSeq lists its product as uncharacterized. Lineage: Eukaryota; Metazoa; Arthropoda; Insecta; Lepidoptera; Noctuidae. The transcript has a single exon. The record is from RefSeq and is a predicted model, not a curated record. The coding region runs from base 490 to 1470 and encodes 326 amino acids.
GUCGCGACGCCGUACGGUCGUGUGCAGUGACAGUGUUCUCCAGUGACUCAUUGACUUUUGUGCCGAAAUCUGAUUGGGUGUUCUUUAAAAUUUUAAUUCCUUUUUACUCCUUAAGUGUUCUUAUGGACUGGCCCCGCCUUUUGGGCGGUCCUAGAGUGAAGCAAAUAGAGUUUUGUCGUGUCUAAAGUAGUGGCGCCCUGGUUUGCCUCUUGAGCGCGGUAGAUUUGAACUCGUGACCGGUGCAUCGGCAGCCGCGCGCUAUCGCCCUGAGCCAACCGAACUAGGCAUCGAGUGGCGAAAUAGCGGUGCCCGUGUGUGAACAGUGCAACGAGCUGACGUCAUCGCGAGUGCUACGGCGUGCGUGACUGCUACGAGCCUACGAUCCUGCGCAUCGGCUACGCGCUGCGCCGCUACGAGAUUCCCUGAGCCCACGCAUUAUUGCUUCUUAUUUCCUGUUGGCUAAGGUUGAGGGUCGACUGGCGGUUUGAAAUGCCUCGCUUGAAGCGCACUCCCCCGGCUACUCCUGCGUCUACAGCAAAUAGCCUGGUCCAGUCUAUGUCGGAUUCGGAUAUUCCUCAGGCUACGACAAGCAGCCCCUAUGAAAAGGCUAACUCCACCUCGCGAUAUAAACGCCCACGUCAAUCUUCUUCGCCCGUUAAUGAACUGUUAGAUUUCAAGCAGGAAAUGUUAGACAUGCUCAAUUCAUGGAGGGCGGAGGAACAAGCAAAUUUUCUAAAGUUUUCACAAGAACAAAGAUCAUCCUUCGCUAAACUGUCCUCGGAAGUAGCAGAACUUAAAGCGCAAAAUUUAGCCAUCCAAAAAGCAAACACUGAAAUAGAGAAGUCGAUUAACUUCAUCAAUAACCAAUACGACGAUAUGAUGAAACAAAUUAAUUUACUACAAAAAGAAAAACAAAUUUACAGGGAUUGUUUACAAACUUUAGAGAUGAAAGUCGAGGAUUUGCAACAAUUAUCACGCCCUUCUUGCAUCGAGAUUCGAAAUAUACCACUCAAAGAUAAUGAACAUGCUAAGGAUCUAUCGGAGAUUGUUGCUCAUGUGAGUGCUGCAGUUAACUUACCGCUUAAAGCCAGCGACAUCCGCGACGUUUAUCGACUGCCUGGGAAACCUGGUACCCUCAGACCGGUUGUUGCCGAGUUUACCUCUGUGGAAACUAAGAACCUAUUGUUAAGUUCGGUGCGCAGCUAUAACAACAAGCAACCAAAAGAGUCCAGACUCAGCACUGCAAACAUAGGAGUUCUUGGAGACCACCGUCCGCUGUAUGUUAGUGAGUACCUCCCGGCCAGCUCAAGAAAACUAUUUUUUGCUGCACGCGAAUUUGCCAAACUUAAUGAAUAUAAAUAUUGUUGGACGGUAAACGGUAACAUACUGUUGCGGAAGAAAGAGGGAGUCAGACCAAUACGGGUCAAAUCCGAGCAGACGCUACAUGAUCUAGCACAAACUAAUCAAUGACUAGUAACCUACUAUACAUUAUUGUUUUAUUAUACAUGUUUCACAAUAGCUAA